GUCUAUAUGUGCACAUGUCUCGGCUCGUGUAUGGAACUGGCGAUCGUCAGCGGAUUCCUCGUAUUUUUGCCCAAAUAUUUGGAAACUCAGUUCAGUUUAGGCAAAUCGGAGGCCAAUCUGUUUGCCGGCGGUAUCGCAGUUCCCGGCGCUUGUGUUGGCAUCUUCUUAGGCGGCUAUCUAUUGAAACGGUUCCAAAUGAAGCCAAAGGGUGCCAUUCAAUUCGUACUGUUCUUCAACUUAGUCUGUAUGGGUCUCUAUACUGCCCUCUACUUCCUGGGCUGCGAUAACGUACGAAUGGCCGGCACUACACUUCCCUACUCUAACAAUACUCGGUUUGACGCGUUUCAAGUGAACCUAACAGCGGAGUGCAAUAUGGGCUGCCGGUGCUCUCCCAACGAGUUGGAGCCCGUCUGUGAUACACAGAAUAAGAUU
Molecule: messenger RNA, 432 nt
Organism: Medioppia subpectinata
Lineage: Eukaryota; Metazoa; Arthropoda; Arachnida; Sarcoptiformes; Oppiidae
Source: the annotation of a GenBank genome assembly